This is a messenger RNA of Rana temporaria (common frog), 452 nucleotides long. RefSeq names its product small integral membrane protein 12 (gene SMIM12). The transcript is spliced from 2 exons. NCBI's taxonomy places the organism in Eukaryota, Metazoa, Chordata, Amphibia, Anura, Ranidae. Bases 174 to 449 code for a protein of 91 amino acids. The record is from RefSeq and is a predicted model, not a curated record.
UCACGUCACAUUCCCGCCCUCUAUUUCCUGCUUCCUGGUCACAUGUUUCCUGUGACAUCACUAGGUGAAUCUGGAGUAAAGGGAAGUAGCAGCUACCGUGCGCUCAAUGUCACUUAGGCUGUCACCUGAAGCUCUCCUUCUACAAUAGUAGCUUUGCGAUUAUCUGAGCCAUAAUGUGGCCUCUAAUAAUGACUGCAGCAAGGACUUAUGCUCCAUACAUUACCUUCCCAGUGGCACUCGUGGUGGGAGCGGUGGGAUAUCACUUGGAAUGGUUUAUUCGUGGAACCCCACAGCAGACUAAAGAAGAGCAGAGCAUUCUAGAAAAAAGAGAGGAAAGAGUCCUACAGGAGGCUGCAGGACGGGAUCUCACUCAAGUCACCAGUCUGAAGGAAAGACUGGAAUUUACACCCAAAGCUGCCCUAAAUCGCAAUCGACCAGAAAAAAGCUAAAAA